Anarrhichthys ocellatus (wolf-eel) is the source of this 1499-nucleotide messenger RNA. RefSeq names its product gamma-glutamylcyclotransferase b (gene ggctb). Gene Ontology annotation, molecular function: gamma-glutamylcyclotransferase activity. The record is from RefSeq and is a predicted model, not a curated record. Lineage: Eukaryota; Metazoa; Chordata; Actinopteri; Perciformes; Anarhichadidae. The transcript has 5 exons. Bases 231 to 785 code for a protein of 184 amino acids.
CUCAAGCAGCAACAGCUAGUGUUCCUCCACAGAGAAAGCAGCCGUGAUUUAUAGGGACUGGAUACAGAUGUGGGGCAGCUCACUGCCUCAGUUCUAAAUAACGCCCUCCGCUCCUCCACACACUCCGCUCUGUGAGCUCCGUCAGUGGCGCCUCUCUCCGACUGCUUGUCAUCUUCCUCACCUCGACCCUCCUUGUUCUUGUCUCCCCGCUGGCAGAAGCUGGUGACAACAUGGAGAAUCACCUCACCUUCCUGUACUUCGCAUAUGGCAGCAACCUGCUGAAGGAGCGGCUCCAGCUCAAGAACCAGUCUGCUAAGGUCCACUGCGUGGCCAGGCUGAAGGACUAUAGAUUGGUGUUUGGGAACUACAAAGGCCUUGCCAGUGACCGGUGGCACGGAGGUGUGGCCACCAUAGAGCACAGCCCGGGGGACGAGGUGUGGGGUGUGGUGUGGAGGAUGAGCAUGUCUGAUCUGGAGUCUCUAGACAGUCAAGAGAAUGUGACAUUAGGUGCGUACACUCCCGUGGAGCUAUCGGUGAAGACGAAAGAGCAGGAGCUCAACUGUCGUACCUACAAAAUGAACAGCUGUGUGUACGCCCCACCAUCGCCACAGUACCUGAAGGUGAUCAUGAUGGGAGCAGAGCAGAACGGCUUGCCAAAGGACUACCAGGAGAAGCUGAGAACAAUCAAGACCAACAUGUAUGAGGGUCCUCUACCCAUGAUGGCUGAACUGGAGUGGGCCAGAAGGAGAGCCAAAGAGAGGGCCAACCACCGUUCCGAUGCCUGAUAAUCCAGCAGAAUCCAGGUCCACUUUGUACUAGGAAAAUCCUCAUAACACUGUAUUCGACCUACUACUGUGGCCUUAACAAGUUCACCUUAACUAGCUGAUUAAUGGCUAAUUUGGCUAACCUUAAUUCCAGCAGCCUGGUCUAUGCGCGGCCACUGUCAUCCACUGAUAGAUUACAGCAUUGAUGGGUCUGUGAUCUAACCUGAGUUGCCUAAACAGAUGAAUAUAAUACUCACAUUGUGACAGUAUAGAGGUGUGAGAUCCACCAGAAAUGUUGCGUGAUUACAUAUCACCAUAAGGAACAAUAACACAGGUUAUUUUCUUCUUGGCUUCACCAUCGUGCCUUUAUGUCUUUUGUGGUUGAAAUAUAAGACUACCAUAUUACAAUGCUUGUUUCUUGCUUGUAACAAGACUUUGAGUAAUGGACAACUAAAGUAUUCCUUAGUUGGCCAAACCAGCGUUUUUGUACCGUUGUGGCAUGGUACUGCAAGUAGAGUAUUGCAGAGUGAUUUGUCACUUCUGCCCCACAGUACCAAUCUACAAUAAAAUAACUGCCUGAAAUGAUAGCAGGUAUAAUGUUUUUACCUAAAUAAAACUAGUUAAUAAAGUUAGUCACUGCUGGUGUAAUAUUUGUGAUGCUACUUGUCAUUUCCCACAUAAGGCAACUGUACCAUUGUGUAAAACAUACAUUAAAGUAGUUUAUGUCAACAACAA